UUUAUCUCUAACUUGCUUUUAGAGUACUCAAACUUUAUAUAAAUAAUGAAGGAAGAAGACAACAACAUCAAAUAAGUAACCAAUUAUAAAACAAUAUAAUCCUAGGAAGAAAACCAAUUUUUUAUCCCACAUUAUCUAAUACCCGUAAACUACGCUCCUAUCCCAUGCGAAAUAGAGAAUUACAAGAUGGCAAUACAUCAUUUAACCGAAGAGAAUCACUUUUUGAGAAAACAACUCCAACACAAUCAAGUCUCAGGCGGUCUCUCUUUGGAUGCAGAGUAACUAAAGGAUGAAGUGUUCAAAAUGAUUGACUAUCUGAUGAAAAAUCUCAAUUACCUUCCAAAAGAAUAAAUCUUUGCCUACCGAAAAACAAUUCGAUUGUGCACACAGAGGAGUGCACUCAAAAGAAUCUAUUUUCUUAUCUUUACCAGAUAUUUAUAAGUAAAUUGCAUAUCCAACAUGAUAGGCUGAAAAAACCAAAGAGGAAAUGAUUAAAUUCAUUAUUCGCAAAAGUGUGAAGUUUUAGAAGCCCACUAGUGCCAUAUAGAAACACGAAAUGAAGAAAAUGAAUAAUGCGUUCGUUUAGCAAUUAUUUCUAUCAGCCCAAUAUCAAUAACAUUACUCAACUUUUCUAAGUAAUCAUAUCAUUUUCCAUCUAAUCUAGGUUCAUACCUACAAUUAGCACUUGAUGAAAAUAAACACAAAAUUCAAAAAUAUGUGAAUUUCAUAGUGGAAUCAAUAUAAAAUAACUAAAUCGAAGUAAAAUGUGUAUUUAUUUUCCUCAGGAUGUCCUAAACUAUAAAAGAUUUCCAUGGUUGAAUGAGUGGAUACAACAAUCCGUUUAGAUUGCUAAAGAUCUAUAGUUUAGUAGCAAAACCCAAAGUUUGGAAAACAAGAAAAAAAGAAAAUUCUGAUUAAGCACUUAAUUGGAUAUAAUUUCUG
Paramecium octaurelia is the source of this 942-nucleotide messenger RNA. The record is from the annotation of a GenBank genome assembly. NCBI's taxonomy places the organism in Eukaryota, Ciliophora, Oligohymenophorea, Peniculida, Parameciidae.